CACGAAACUGCACACGACGCAGGCACUCGGCCUGCCGUGUGUCCCUUUCGGCCUUCAUAGGCGCACUUCUCCCUCCCGCUCUCGCGCCGCCGCCCUCGUGCGUUUGAGCGAGAUCCAUACAUCCCCAUCCCAUUUUGCACCCGGAUUGGCUUCUUCUUCUACUACUGUACAGCACUUCUUUUGUGUGGCUGCAAAGUUCUGUAAUUCUAGAGGAGCAAGAUGGAUAUUAUUAUCAUCAUCUCACUUGUCAUUCUUUUGGCACUAGGAGCUCUCUUUGUGAUCCCAAAGUCACAAAAUAAAGGUAAAUCAAAGAGAAACGACUUAGGAGCUGGAACGACAUCUAGGAGCUUUACGACAGAAGAGAUCUCUAAACAUUCCACAAGGAAGGACUGUUGGAUCAUUAUCAAGGACAAGGUCUAUGAUGUCACUCCUUAUGUAGAGGAACAUCCAGGCGGAGAUGCCAUUCUAAAUAAUGCUGGGGGUGAUUCCACGGAGGGCUUUUUUGGGCCACAGCAUGGCACUAGGGUCUUCGAUAUCAUCGAGGAUUUCUGCAUCGGUCAGUUGAAGGCUUCAUGAUGAUGACAGGAUAGUUUGUAUUGAAUUUAUUACGGGACAUAAAUUUGUGAGAAGCUACAUUUUAUCUAUGUUUGAGCAUUGCGACCAUCGAGCAUAUGAAUGCCAGUAUAAUUGUUCCACAACUGUUAUUAGGCCUGCCCUGAGCUGUGAUGUAGGAGAUCGUUUUUUUUCCCCUCUGAUGGGGCAAUGUGAGCUGUUCGACCACUGGUUGUUGUGCUUGCACAUUUCUGUUGUUGGACAAGACUGAAACGUUUUUUUCCCAAUUGUUUUGUUUAAAUCA
Molecule: messenger RNA, 856 nt
Organism: Zea mays
Lineage: Eukaryota; Viridiplantae; Streptophyta; Magnoliopsida; Poales; Poaceae
Product: cytochrome b5-like
Exons: 6
Coding region: 220-576 (118 amino acids)
Cellular component (GO): membrane; intracellular membrane-bounded organelle
Molecular function (GO): heme binding
Source: RefSeq, marked validated